UAUGUGUGUGGCUGGAUGGAGCUGGAGUGGGCUGGGUUCUGCCCGUCAGCCAUGUUGGAAUGAGAGGGAAUGAAAAGCUGGAAUGAGGGAGAAUCGACAGUAAAGGACAGGAAAAGCGGCUUCUGGAAUAUCAUAACGGGCGACGGACAGAUCACACGAUAAACCAAUAUUUCCAGAAUCUCCUUUUACACAGAAUAUGACAGACACCUAGCGUACGGUAAAGGCAUGGCGACGGCAUUCCUGGAGCCCACCCCUAACCACACGCUGAGUGCCGGGGCCAAAGCCCGGCUCAGUGCGGGGACAGAGCGGGUCCCCGGGGCCCCGGACCGGGUCCUGAAGGUCUUCCAUCACUUCGAGAACAACAGCGAACACAGCACCUGGUCCAGCAACAUCCGCCAUGGAGAUGCCACUGACGUCAGGGGAAUCAUUCAGAAGAUCGUGGACAUUCAUAAAGUCCAGCAUGUGGUGUGUUUCGGGCUGCGUCUCACUCAUGUGCCGUCGGGUGAUGUUCACUGGCUGCACCCUGAUGAGGGCGUUUCUCACGUGAGGGAGAAGUUUGAGCAGAAGCGCCCGCAGGACGAGUGGAGGUAUGAGCUGAGGAUCCGUUACCUGCCCAAAGGCUUCCUGACUCAAUUCACUGAAGACAAACCCACACUCAACUACUUCUAUCAGCAGGUGAAGAAUGACUACAUGCUGGAGGUUGCGGAUCAGGUGGAGCAGGAGGUGGCACUGAAGCUGGGUUGCCUGGAGAUCAGGAGAUUCUACAGAGAGAUGAGGGGGAACGCUCUCGAUAAAAAGUCCAACUACGAACUCUUAGAGAAGGAUGUUGGUCUCCGCCGCUUCUUCCCCAAGAGCUUGUUGGAGUCGGUGAAGGCUAAAACACUGAGGAAACAGAUCCAGCAAACGUUCAAGCAGUUCGCCAACUUGAACGAUGAGCAGAGCGUCCUCAAGUUUUUCGAGAUCCUGGCGCCCGUUUACAGAUUCGACAAAGAGUGUUUCCGCUGCGCUCUCGGGUCCAGUUGGGUCAUCUCAGUGGAUCUUGCGAUUGGUCCAGAAGAGGGCAUCAGUUACCUGACAGACAAGGGCUCCACGCCCACACACCUGGCCAACUUGACUCAGGUGCAGAGCAUCCAUUACUCCUGUGUGGAGGAGAAGGAGAGGAAGGGUGUGUUACAGCUGGACGUGGCUGGAGCCGCAGAGCCUCUCACGAUCAGCACGCCGUCUUUCUCCACCGCCGAGAACAUGGCCGACCUCAUCGACGGAUACUGUCGCCUGCUCAACGCCGUCAGCCAGUCCUUCAUCAUCAGACCUCAGAAAGAUGGUGAAAGAGCUCUUCCAUCCAUUCCAAAAAUUGCUAACAAUGAGAAGCGACUUGAGGGGAUUCGGGCAGGUGUUCGGGCCAUUUCUGUUUCAGACUCUCUGGUUCAGACGCCCACCAAAGCUGCUAAAGCUCGCCGUUUUCUCCUUCCGUUUGUCCUCUGUUCCCAUGAUCCUCCUCCUAAGGAUGAAUUAACCCUUCUCCUCUCUGCUCCUCUCCUAUCUUUGCAUGGACCUGCAGAAGAUCUUAGUGGAGAUGAAACAGACGACUACGCAGAGAUCAUAGAUGAGGAAGACACCUACACCAUGCCGUCUACCCAAUGCUUUGGAUUAGACACAGCUCAGGAUUAUGAGAUCCAGCGGGACAGGAUUGAGUUGGGUCGGUGUAUCGGUGAAGGGCAGUUCGGUGACGUCCAUCAGGGGGUUUACAUCAGUCCGGAGAAUCCAUCAUUAUCAGUGGCCAUAAAGACGUGUAAGAACUGCACAUCAGACAGCGUUCGAGAGAAGUUUCUUCAGGAAGCUUUGACAAUGCGGCAGUUUGACCAUCCGCACAUCGUCAAGCUGAUCGGCAUAAUCACGGAAAACCCCGUCUGGAUCAUCAUGGAGCUGUGCACGCUUGGAGAGCUGAGGUCGUUCCUGCAGGUGAGGAAGUAUAAUCUGGAUCUGUCCACGCUGAUCCUGUUUGCAUAUCAGCUGAGCACAGCGCUGGCGUACCUGGAGAGCAAACGCUUCGUGCACAGAGACAUUGCUGCCAGGAAUGUGUUAGUGUCCUCCACAGACUGUGUGAAACUUGGUGACUUUGGUCUUUCCAGAUACAUGGAGGACAGUUCCUAUUAUAAAGCUUCUAAAGGGAAACUGCCCAUUAAAUGGAUGGCUCCUGAAUCCAUAAACUUCCGCCGCUUUACCUCCGCCAGUGAUGUCUGGAUGUUUGGUGUGUGUAUGUGGGAGAUCCUCAUGUUCGGCAUCAAGCCCUUUCAGGGAGUGAAGAAUAACGACGUGAUUGGUCGGAUUGAGAACGGAGAGAGGCUGGCGAUGCCCCAAAACUGCCCACCCACGCUCUACAGCCUCAUGACCAAAUGCUGGGCGUACGACCCCAGCAAACGUCCCCGAUUCACAGAGCUCAAGACACAGCUCAGCACGAUCCUGGAUGAGGAGAAGCUCCAGCAGGAGGAGCGUUUCCGCAUGGAGAUGAGGAGGCAGGUCACCGUGUCCUGGGACGCCGGAAAUUCAGAUGAAGCUCCUCCUAAACCCAGCAGACCUGGUUACCCGAGUCCUCGCUCCAGUGAUGGUUAUUUCCCCAGUCCUCAACAUGCUGGACAACAUAAUCACUAUCAGGGCUCUGGAUAUCCUGCAGCUCAUGUGUCCAGUCCGGGAUUCCCAGCACAGGCGUCCGUCCUCGACCCGCAUGAGAGCUGGAACCACCGGCAGGAGCCUCCGACCUGGCCUGCAAACGCGGAGGAUGGAGCAGCAGUGGGCCGCACUCAGCCCAUGAACACACACCUGAUGGAGGAGACGCUCAUCAAACAGCAGCAGCAGAUGGAGGAGGACCAGCGCUGGCUGGAGCAGGAGGAGAGCUUUCUGAAGCCGGAGUCCAGGAACUCUCGCAGCAGCAUCGACCGUGAGGACGCCGCUCUGCAGACCCCGAUGGGGAAGCAGCACGUUUACCAGCCCGUCGGCAAAACCGAUCUUGUGGCUCCUCCAAAGAAGCCUCCUCGUCCCGGAGCUCCAGCUCACCUGACUAACCUGAGCCCGGCCGACAGCUAUAAUGAGGGUGUCAAGCUUCAGCCUCAGGAGAUCAGUCCUCCUCCGACAGCCAAUCUGGACCGCUCGAAUGAUAAAGUGUAUGAGAAUGUGACGGGGCUGGUGAAGGCCGUGAUCGAGAUGUCCAGCCGCAUUCAGCCCGCGCCGCCUGAGGAGUACGUGCCCAUGGUCAAGGAUGUUGGUCUGGCUCUCAGGACUCUGCUGGCGACGGUGGAUGAGACUAUACCUGUGUUACCAGCACACACACACAGAGAGAUUGAGAUGGCGCAGAAGCUGCUGAACUCUGACCUGGCGGAGCUGAUCAGUAAGAUGCGUCUGGCUCAGCAGUACAUGUUGACCAGCCUCCAGCAGGACUACAAGAAGCAGAUGCUGACGGCGGCUCACGCGCUCGCUGUGGAUGCCAAAAACCUGCUGGACGUCAUCGACCAGGCCCGACUCAAGAUGAGCCACCGCACACACUGACACUCCACGCUGGCUGGAUCAUCAUGGAGGAACAUCGCUCUUAAAGAGACACUUCACCCAAACAUCGGCUCAGUGUGAGUUGAAGAAUGCUGGAAACUGGUUGCCAUUACCUCUCAUUCUAAUCCAAGAUUACUGUGCAAAACUGGAAUAUUGCAUGAAGACAUUAGUGAAUAAAGCAGCUUUAAAUCCACUGAGAAACACGAGGAAAAUCAUCACUUCCUGAUAGACUUGCACAAAUAGCAGUCAGAGAAGGGUAGUGUGAUGCGCCACUGUGGUGUUUCUUUAAUGAGUGAGUUGCACCUCAGAAGACAAGAUGUCAUGAAGUGAAUGCGGUGGCUUUUGGAGGCAUGAGACGCUCUUUAGGAGAGCAGACCGUUCUGGAGGGAUUAAUAAUAGAAGAAUAAUACUGUAGCACAGUGAUGAUGGACUGACGGAGGCCUUUAACAAUCAGCAGAACACUUGAGAACGGCAAAGACCCUCAAACACCCAUUUAUAUGUGAGAAAUCACAUCACUUUCAUGAUACACAUGGAGUUUAUUCACUAAAUAUGUUUCCAUGCAUUUUCCCCCUUAUAUAGGACAAGUUUUGCUUGUUUUUUUUAUGCAAUAUUCCAAAAUGCACACUGUUAUGUGGCUUUAUUUUAACAUGUUAAUCAGGUUUCAGCUAAAUUUUACACGUUUAACUCAAGUCAGUUUGAUUGAUGCAAGGUGGGACGUCUAGAAAAGUGCAAGAUCUUUGUACAAUGGAGAUGAAUGGAAGCUGCUUGCUUCCACUGUGGAAAUAAUAUUCUAUGGUAGUCAAUGGCAACCAGCUUCAAAGGCUCUUCAAAAUGGAUGAAAGAAAGUCAUGCAGGUUCCGAACACUGAUGUUGGUGUGAACUGCCCCUUUAAGAGACUCUUCAGGAUGUGCUGGACUCUUGUGCUUGUUUUAUAAAUGUUUGCAGCAUCACAUUGAGUUGAGUUAUCCAGAAAUGAAGUUGGUCUCAUACUCAAUUCCUGGAGGGCCUCAGCUCUGCAUAGUUUACUCCAACUCACACCUGCUUAGUCUUGAAGACCUUGAUUAGGGUUGGAGCAAAACUGCAGAGCUGCAGCCCUCCAGGAAUCCAGUUUGAGACUCAUGUCUUACUCAAACCUGCAACUGGAAGAUUCUCCAAUAACCCAAAGGCUCAUCAACAGACUAGGUGCUGAUCUUCAGUUUUUAGGGCUUUCGUCCUGAAAUCUUCCUCUGGAGUUGGCUCAGGACUCAUGUACAGACUCUCAAGCCAAAUCACAGUCAUAUUGAAGAUAUUUUUUAAAUGAAAUCACAGUUAUUGUAUGAAGAGGGAAGCGCUGGCGUGAGCUGAUUAUUCCUCCGGGACAGAAGUCAAUAUAGUCACAUAUCAGGCACUUGAAGCACAUCUUGGUAAAUGGUUCUAAUCAGAGCUGCCUUCUCAUUUCAUCAACCCUUUUUCCUCUGUAAAGUUAUUUUUUACCACACUAAGGGUGUACGGAGCCCUGAUGAGUUUGGACUGGAUUUACUUUGUGUACAGAACAAUCGUGAAAUCCAUUUCUUUUGUCAUUGAUCUAAAUUAUUCUCAGGAAGAAGCAACUGUACAGAUCUUUUAACUAAUAAAAUGUUAUCUUUA
Danio aesculapii is the source of this 5163-nucleotide messenger RNA. It is a transcript of the gene ptk2aa, whose product is annotated as protein tyrosine kinase 2aa. Gene Ontology annotation, biological process: protein phosphorylation; signal complex assembly. Lineage: Eukaryota; Metazoa; Chordata; Actinopteri; Cypriniformes; Danionidae. The record is from RefSeq and is a predicted model, not a curated record. The transcript has 35 exons. Gene Ontology annotation, molecular function: ATP binding; protein tyrosine kinase activity. Gene Ontology annotation, cellular component: cytoskeleton; focal adhesion. The coding region runs from base 226 to 3540 and encodes 1104 amino acids.